Entelurus aequoreus (snake pipefish) is the source of this 669-nucleotide messenger RNA. RefSeq names its product NOTCH regulated ankyrin repeat protein a (gene nrarpa). The transcript is spliced from 2 exons. Gene Ontology annotation, molecular function: enzyme inhibitor activity; protein binding; phosphatase regulator activity. NCBI's taxonomy places the organism in Eukaryota, Metazoa, Chordata, Actinopteri, Syngnathiformes, Syngnathidae. Gene Ontology annotation, cellular component: cytoplasm. The record is from RefSeq and is a predicted model, not a curated record. The coding region runs from base 198 to 536 and encodes 112 amino acids.
CCCCUCCUUCCCCUCUCCUUCCCCGAACACCUUGACGUUUUGGCGGCGUCGUCCGACCACGUGACCCCAGGAGACGCGCCGGGACUCGGAUCGCCUUUUUCCGUUGGGGUGGGUGGGUGGAGGAAUUUAACGGAGGAAGCGUGGAGCUCGCCCGGGUCCCCCCAGGCAGGGUGUGCGUCCUCCCGGCUGCCGCAGCCAUGAGCCAGGCGGAGGUGUCGGCGUGCUCGGCCCCGCAGAGGGUGUUCCAGGAGGCGGUGCGGAAGGGCAACACCAAGGAGCUGCACUCGCUGCUGCAGAACAUGACCAACUGCGAGUUCAACGUCAACUCCUUCGGGCCGGAGGGCCAGACGGCGCUGCACCAGUCCGUCAUCGACGGCAACCUGGAGCUCGUCAAGCUGCUGGUCAAGUUCGGCGCCGACAUCCGGCUCGCCAACCGGGAGGGCUGGAGCGCCCUGCACAUCGCCGCCUUCGGGGGCCACCAGGACAUCGUGCUGUACCUCGUCACCAAGGCCAAGUACUCGUCGGCGGCGCGGUGAUGCGCGCCGGCCCGCAGGUAACAGCGCGGACCUGCCGAGAGAGAAAAAAAAACAAACGCCGCUUUUUGCUUUUUGCUGGUACUAAAAGCUUUUUUCUCUUCGGGCGGGCGGCUCCGAAUGUACAAACUGACAC